Molecule: messenger RNA, 887 nt
Organism: Strongylocentrotus purpuratus (purple sea urchin)
Lineage: Eukaryota; Metazoa; Echinodermata; Echinoidea; Camarodonta; Strongylocentrotidae
Source: RefSeq, a predicted model, not a curated record
AGAAAGGCAAGAACUGUCAAAAGGACAAUUUUGAUAGUUUCAAAAUUGUGCAAAUGAUUUAUUCGUUGUAUAUUACUGAAAUAAAUAAUGCUCUCUUUCCACUUUGUCUUUGAAAAAAUACAGAGUGGUGAGCAUCGCCUUAUCAGGCGGAACGAACCGAGGCGCUGUGCCUGAAGGGACCGCCUGUGGGAAGGGGCAGAGCUGUCGACAAGGCGAGUGUGUCCCGGUUGAUAUGGCGUCUUGUCCAAUGGGAAUCUCAAGGAAGAUCUGUUCAGGAAAUGGAGUUUGUGCUAUCACAGGAGAGUGUGUGUGCUUUUGUGGCUGGAGCAGACCCUCUUGCUCUGUGAGGAAUUCAACCCGGGAAGGGGUGAUCUGCAUUCCAAAAUCCGUAUUUGUUACAAGUGACGUCUCAAUGAAUCCCGAAGCUCCGCCCACUGAUAUCGAUGAUACCGGUGAUGAAGUCGAGGUUCGUGUCUUAACGAGUGCUAUCAUCGGUGGGUCCCUGGCUAUCAUCUUUGUUGUGGCAAUCAUCUUUGGGGCAACCUCAAUAGGAUUCAAGAGAGCAAGAAAGAACAACCAAGCUAGACGAAUGCAGCAGGUAAAACUUUUUUCAAUGUUCCAACCUACCGAAGGGCAAAAGAAGCGACUGGCAAAGUUCGGUGGGGGCAGGUCGCCGUAUAUAGCUGGCGAGCUAGAAGCCCCCUCAUCGUCAAUGGGCGCCCCAUCUAGUCACCCACCAGGCGACCGUCAUCAUCAUAAACCUAAACACCAUAAUCAUCACGGCGGGGGUCAACCAGGGGGUCGUAUGCAAGGCAAAAACAAAGGGCAGAAGAAAAUGCGAUUCCAGAUAGACAUGGACACUCAUAAACCGCACAAAGCUGGAGGCG